AUUCAUUUUUGGGAUGACAGCAGGAUGGAGUGCAUUGUUGUUCUACAAGCAACGCCUUAAAUACUAGCGAGUAUGUCUUCUUUAGAUCAAUUUGGAAAAGCAAUAAAGACAAUUGAUCUUUUGCUUAAACUGCAAUGCUUAAAAUAAGUACAAGCAUAUUUAUCAACGGGGUCCUCCUCAGUUUGAGCUUUCCACUUAUUCGAUCUGAAUCUACUACAUGCAGACCUGGUGAAUGUUGUGUCAAUCAUUAUCAAGCAGAAGACGGAACAUGUCAAGAGUGUCCACUCGGGAAAUUUGGCAUAAACUGUACAGAAGAAUGUCCAUCUGGUUACUACGGACGGCUUUGCAGGCAGAAUUGUAGAUGUGCCAGUGAGACCUGCGACCCUGUCCAAGGAUGUGAUGAUCGGACAACUGUCCGAAAUUUUACAGGUUCUUAUAUAGGAACGACACGCAUGCUGCAUUACCGAAAGAACACAUGGAGGAGUAUUGCAUUUGUCUUGUUUGGAUCCACUGUCACGAUCGUAGUAGUCAUGGGGUUGUUUUAUCUCAAAUUUAGGUUAGAGAAAAUUCAGGACACAAUGAACAGAGAAAAUGAUGACGCUGAAGAAGAAUAUCAGCACCUAGAACACUUACCUGGGACUACAUAUAAUCAAAGAGCAAACACAGUUGAUGAAGAAAAUGAUUAUACAGAUUUGAGAUCUUCAAGAAUGAUUGAAACACAGAAUGAAAGAAUUGUGAUAGAGAUUAGUUCUCUACCACGAGCCGAAGAAUUCGAAAACGAAGCUCGAAAUGAACAGCAGGAUGAAUAUAUGCACCUAAUGCAAAUACCCAGUACAGAAGAGUCGAAAGAAAGAGAUAAAGAGGAAACCGAGUAUGGAUAUUUUUCAGACAGUGGUCAAUACAACAUGUUGUCCUUACGGAGAACCAUAGAUCCAAUGGAGAUAAGAAGGCGAUCAGAGGAACAAACCCCGAUAUACAAAAUGUUGGAAUGCGAUACAUACCCAAAUAGUCUGAUGCGUGCAUGUGAGUCAGACAAUGAUCUGAAUACCAUGGACAGCGAGUACGGUAAUCUGAAUACCAAUGACAAUGAAGAUAGUAAUAUUGAUACCAAUGACAAGGAAGAUAAUAUUUGAAUGACAAUGACAAUGAAGAUAGUAUUCUGAAUGUCAAUGAAGAUGAUAAUCUGGAUUACAGUGGCAGUGAAGAUGGUGAUCUGAAUACCGGUGUCAAUGACAAUGAAGAUGAUAACCUGGAUUACAAUGGCAGUGAAGAUGGUGAUCUGAAUACCGGUGCCAAUGACAAUGAAUCGGACUAGUAAUCCUAGAAUUUCAGCAAAAAAACUCACCUCCAUUGAAUUUUUUUUUUAAAUUUUAAUCUUUAAGUGACAUUAGAUGCAUUCCUAUGAAGGGGCAACCUCGGGAUUUCUAUUCUACAAAUGGAAGAUCAAGAGAAAUGAUACUUAUUCAGAAAGUGAUACUUCAAAUUCAUAAUCAAAUCAUUUCAUGGCACAAUUAUUCGAGAGAAGGCUCCAUGUAGUAUUGAUAAUAAAUGGACUUAAUUUUA
This is a messenger RNA of Ostrea edulis (European flat oyster), 1563 nucleotides long. RefSeq lists its product as uncharacterized. NCBI's taxonomy places the organism in Eukaryota, Metazoa, Mollusca, Bivalvia, Ostreida, Ostreidae. The coding region runs from base 135 to 1133 and encodes 332 amino acids. The transcript is spliced from 6 exons. The record is from RefSeq and is a predicted model, not a curated record.